Molecule: messenger RNA, 1038 nt
Organism: Cyprinodon variegatus (sheepshead minnow)
Lineage: Eukaryota; Metazoa; Chordata; Actinopteri; Cyprinodontiformes; Cyprinodontidae
Product: delta-type opioid receptor-like
Exons: 1
Coding region: 1-1038 (345 amino acids)
Biological process (GO): G protein-coupled receptor signaling pathway; immune response
Cellular component (GO): membrane
Molecular function (GO): G protein-coupled receptor activity
Source: RefSeq, a predicted model, not a curated record
AUGACCGGAACUGAGGACGGCAUGCUGAACUCUUCAGGUUCCGAUGGUUUGCUGGGGAACAGCAGCAACGCUGGGAUGACCAGUGUGGAGCAGAUCCUCGUCCCCAUACUGGAUUCACUUAUUCUAAUUCUGGGAAUUACUGGACACACUUUAGUGAUGGUGAUACUGUGUGGACGGCAGAGGAGGGGUUUAGGACAAGCCCCCCGGGGCUCCAUGAUGAACACAGGGACGGACAUACUCCUGCUGGCUCUGAGUGCGGCAGAUCUGCUUCUGCUUUUCACAAUUCCCUUCCAAACCGUUUCCAUAGCCAUGCAGAGGUGGCCCUUUGGGAACUUCAUGUGCCGUCUGGUGGGCUUCUUGGGUUCUGCCUGCUCAUCUGCCAGUGUCUUCACCUUGGCGGCUCUGGCUGUGUCCCGUUACCUGACCGUGGUGAAGCCCACCAGGGCGUACAGUUUGCUCACACCCCGCAGGGUCUCCAUCAUCGCUUUCCUGAUUUGGGUUCCAGCCUGCUGCCUUGGAGCCCCUCAGCUGGUUUUCCGCUCUGUGGGACCCCCUCGACAAACCCCUGACGGCCUUGCCUGUUUUGCAUUCCUGUCCCAGCAGCAGCAGAUGAUCUAUGGAGUAUUUCAUUUCCUCGCAGCCUUCAUGCUUCCACUCAUCACCAUCGCAGUGGCAUACGGCAGCAUCUAUGUGUUCCUGUGGCGGGGCCAACAUGCCGGCAGGACCCCUCAAUUAGAGCGCUAUCAAAGCAAAGUGACCCAAACAACAGCCAUGCUGGUGCUGGCUUUUACUCUGUGCUGGCUGCCCUCGUAUGGACUGACUCUGGCCUUACUGGCGGAUAACAACUCAGGGGCAACAGGGGCCACGCCGCGUUACGGUGCCUUUAGUGUGUUUGCACGCCUAAUGGCAACCUCCUCCACGGUAAUGAACCCCUGCCUCUAUGUGCUGAUGUCCCAAAAGUUCAGACAAGAUCUGCUGAGAAUUUUCAAGAUGAAGCGUCGAAAAGUAAAGACCAACGUGGCGAUGUCUGCAGUCUGA